UUACUCUUUUCACUAACAGAAUCAAAAUGACCAUGUUCAGAGUGUUUCGGUUGCUCCACAUGGGCUGCUUACUUACCUCCCACCUGAGCAAGGUACUGCCCUCCAUUCAUUUGUCAUGUGUCAGCAAGGGUUUCCUCAUUCUUUGGCAUCUCAUGUUACAUCCUACUCAAUGCCAGCAAUGUCAUCCAUUGAACAGUGGCAAAAUCAACAAACUGCAUCUGGGGGUUUCCAGCAAUCUGGACAGAAUGAACUUCCACCAUCCCAAACUGAUCAAAACCUCAGGAGGUCAGAUGUAAGUCAUGAGUGUGAAAUGUCUGCUGAUGGACCAGCCAUUUGUUCGGAACAUCUGGAUCAUAUAAGCCGAGGGUCUGAGCCAAAUUCUGUAAUAUCAGCAUCUGCUGGGACAGCACAGGAACAGAAUAUGAUGAACUUGAAAAAUCAUGUGCUGGAGGACCAAGAUCUAACAGUUGAAGUAGGUACCGCUGGCAGCCUGUCUCAUACUAAUACUUCAGUGCAAUCUGUUAAUUCCAAUGAAACAACAAUCAUCAAUGGAACUGGUGCUGUUUUGCCCAAAAAGUCGGUCACAACUGGACAGAAUAAUACAUUGAUGUCAGGUAAGAUUUCAGAGACUGCUUUGCUUGAUGAAAAAGCAUUGUUGGCCUGCAUUGUUCGUACAAUUCCAAAUGGUGGCAGAACCCGGAUCAACUCAACGCUGCCAAAUAGGUUGGGGAAAAUGCUUGCACCUUUACAUUGGCAUGAUUACAAGAAAAAAUAUGGAAAGCUGGAUGACUUUGUAGCCAAUCACCUUGAGUUAUUUGUGAUCAAUGGAGAUUAUAUUCAGCUUCGAGAGGGAGCACAAGAAAUGAUAGAAGCCACAACUGCUGUUGCAAAAGUCGCUGCAGCUACUGCAGCCACGUCUCCUCAAUCGACCUCUUUUCCUUCUGUUGCUGUUACUCCAAUUGUGCAGCCUAACCGACUAAAGAAAGUUCUCACAUAAAUUGCUUCUGGUCGUGUGACAAACGAGGAUGAUGUUUUCAAGAAGCAUGCAACAAUCUCUAAAAAUGCAGCUGAUGAUCAUUCACAGCAGUUAGGAAUGCAAUAUCAACAUCCAAAUGGCAUUUCUUUUGUGGCUGGCAAUAAUCUUAUAUUUAAAUACAAAUUUAAAGACACUCUAAUGAAAGUAAUGGGGCAAGUUUUGAGAGAAUAAGUAUGAGAAGUGCUGAAAGCAGAGCCUCAGGUCAUGGAAGGUCUAAUUCAAAUUUUGUUGGAAAACAGGACAGGUAAGUGACUUAAAAACCCUACCAGAUAGAUGAAGGUCAUAUUCAGCUUAUGUUUUUUUUGUGUGUGUGUGACUGCUUAAGCCUACAGAAGUUGACUUUCUUGUACUUUGGCUAGGGCAACGGGGGGAUAGCAUCUUGUAGAAGAUAGCGAGUGCAUCUAUCGAAAUUAUGAGUUAUUUGUAUAAUUGUUGUCAUAUUCAAUUGUAUCUUUUCUUUUGGGG
Hibiscus syriacus is the source of this 1501-nucleotide messenger RNA. RefSeq lists its product as uncharacterized. Bases 116 to 997 code for a protein of 293 amino acids. Lineage: Eukaryota; Viridiplantae; Streptophyta; Magnoliopsida; Malvales; Malvaceae. The record is from RefSeq and is a predicted model, not a curated record. The transcript has 5 exons.